CUUAAAAUGUAAACAAAUUGCUUAAUUACCGAUAGUUUAUCUCGUUUGAUUAAGAUUUUAUUUGUUCGUCUAAUUGUUGCCAUCAUCAUAAUUCAUUUGUUUUCAUUAAGUUAUCGUAAAUUCGUGAAGAUGAACAAUUUAUCUUAUGUUGUUCUAUCUUAUCUGUUGAUCUCCAUCGUUUUGGUAAACUGUCAAUUUGAUUGGCAAUCUCGUGAUUAUUUUGAUGUUAUCAAUGAACAAAUUACUAGAGUAAAUAAAGAUAAUUGUAAAAUAGUCGAUAUUAAUGACCUGUUCCUGCCAAAUUCAACUGUCACCCAUGUGCCUAACAUUAAAUGGCUCGGAACUGAUCCAGUUUUCCCCAAUCGCACUAAUCUCUUACAUGUUCAUAAUAUGGCCUUAAGCCGCGCUUUCUUUUACAGUUUCAUCCUUCAAAAAGCCAAUGAUGAUGUUGAACCUGGUUUUAUGUACUAUUUUUUAUCAUCAAUCGCCGAUGUUGCUGCCAAUCGAUUCAUUAAUGCCAGUUCCGUUUAUUAUGCUCCUGAUCGAGCCUUUACUCCGUCUUAUAAAGGAUUCUUUAAUAAGACAAUGCCACUUUUUGGUCCUCGCGCGUUUCGUGUUGACGAUUUCAAUGAUCCUUAUCACCUUUCAGGAACCUCAACUCUCAAUACAGUUGAAGCAAGUGAUUUGGGUGCAAUUAAAAUAAACUCUCAAAGUAACAAUUAUACUCACGAACAUUACAAAAUUAACAAAUGGUACAAUCUUUGGUUACCUGAUAAUACUGAACAUCAUGACUCUAAGACAACAUAUAUUGUUAAAAUCUUUCAUGCCAAUGGAUUCAAUGAAACUUUCACCUUCCAUGGGCCACCUCAUGCCUCUGAUAAUCCUGGUCCCGUUGCUUGGGCUCAACCCUAUUUUGAUUGUGAACGAUCAAAUAAAUGGGUCGCAUCGGCCACAUCUCCAAUCGUUGAUCUAAACCCAAGACACACCGGUUGGAGGCACAUUGAAUAUGCAAGAUAUGUUGCUGUUUCAGUGAUGGAAAUUGAUUUUGAACGAUUAGAUAUUAAUCAAUGCCCGAUUGGUGAAGGUAAUCCAAGGCCAAAUGCUUUCGCUGGUACAUCUCGUUGUAGAAAUGAAACAACCGAAUGUGAGCCAAUUCAUGGUUAUGGUUUUCGUCGAGGUGGAUAUCAAUGUCGAUGCCGGUCCGGGUUUAGAUUGCCAAAAAAUGUUCGAACACCAUAUCUAGGGGAGAUUAUCGAAAGAGCGACCAAUACAGAAUAUAAGAAAGGAUUUUCAUGCGAUAAAAUUGGUUACAUGGCGGUUCGAACUCAAAACGCUGAGGUUAUGGACUCUUUUUAUGCUAAAAUUUUACUUGGAACAUUGAAAACUCUAACUGGUCUCGGUAAAAAUUCAACUGAACGUUUGGAUCCAAACUCUUUCACCAAAUUUGUCCGACAUAAUGUGACACCAGAAAACUGUGAAUUUUACCAACGAACGGCACCUUAUCGAUUACAAUUACCUGGAGAUGUUGCUCAUGGUAAAGAGAUACAAUUUGAAAAUCAAGCUCGAAUGGCCCUUCGAUUGGCAAAUUUCAUCUCCGCUUUCUUACAAGUCGUCGAUCCAACAGUUUCCUAUGCCGAAUUCCGAGUUCCCGAUAAAUCUUUAACCGUUGAUCAAAUUGUCGGUGAAGUACUAAGCUUGGUGACCGGUGAUCUUAAACUACUUGGAGCUGGUGUAUUUUUUGAUCGUAAUCAAUUCAACAGUAAUCACACUUAUUUCGCACCUUAUGCUUGGCGACCUCGACGUGAACAACGUACCUUUUAUGUAGCCGAUUUGGCGAGUAAAAAGACUCGUUCCUCAGGACCAGAACCAGAUUAUGUUAAAAGUGAAGCAUUUACUUAUCUUCAGAAACGUUGGACCGGAAUAACUGAUCAACUUCAAACUUAUACAACAAAAAUUAACAUUCGUUACAAUUCAUCUGGAUUAAAUACAAUCAAGUACGAUCAAUAUCCAUUAAAUUAUCAAGCAGCCGAAUUGAAUCACGGAUACUGGUCUACACCUUAUUACGAUUGUAAUGGUUUCCAUAAGCGUUGGCUAAUCACUUACAGUUCACCUUUUUUUGGUUGGAACAAUUUAAGAAACAAAUUAAUCUUUAAAGGAAUCGUCUCGGUUCACAUGGAUCUCCUACAAUUAGACAUAAAUCAAUGUGAUAGUACCGGUAAUCCGGCAAAUGCCUUCGAGGGAACACAUAAAUGUGACCGAGAAUCAACUCGAUGUGUCCCAAUGUUUGGACGUAAAUACGAAUCCGGUGGAUACAAGUGUGAAUGUCGACAAGGAUACGAGUAUCCAUAUAGCGACCCGGUUACUUAUGUCGACGGACAAAAUUUAGAAUCAGAAUAUGAGAAUGUGGAUCGAGGUAAACCAAGCCGAAUGGAUCAAUUAAGAUGCCGAAUCGCCGGAGCGUCCAAUUUAACAAUUAACCAAUAUAACUUAUUGAUUACUCUCUUUUUCACCUUAAUUUUUGUGCGAAAUCACUUUUUCUAAUAAUUGCAAUAACUUUUAUGCCUUAAAUUGUGAAACAAUUUUCACAAUGUAAUGACCAAUCAAUUUGUCCAUGAUUAUGAUAACAUACAAUGUAAUAAUAAUCAGCGUGAAUUUGUGUUAAAUACAAUUAUGAAGAUUUUAAUUGCUCAUUGAAAUAUUGGUUACUAUCAAUGUAGAAAGAGUUGAUUGCUUGUGUUAGUUAAUAUUUAUAAUAUAUAUAAAUUGAUUUCUCAUUUUUCUAAAUUCAUCUUCAAUAUUGUAUCAAACACAAAUUUCAAGCUAAAAUGUUGA
Molecule: messenger RNA, 2832 nt
Organism: Panonychus citri (citrus red mite)
Lineage: Eukaryota; Metazoa; Arthropoda; Arachnida; Trombidiformes; Tetranychidae
Exons: 3
Coding region: 130-2541 (803 amino acids)
Source: RefSeq, a predicted model, not a curated record